Molecule: messenger RNA, 3099 nt
Organism: Talpa occidentalis (Iberian mole)
Lineage: Eukaryota; Metazoa; Chordata; Mammalia; Eulipotyphla; Talpidae
Exons: 20
Coding region: 1-2142 (713 amino acids)
Source: RefSeq, a predicted model, not a curated record
AUGGGUAGACAUUUGAGCGCAGGUGGUAGGAAUCCCCGGCCUCCAGCCCAGGCCGCGCGCCCUCGACGGCCGGGCGCGCGGAGGCGCGGUCACCCGCAGAGACGCCCCAAGGGCGCGCGGAGCGGGCGGCUCUCGGUCUCCCCCCGCGCGGCCAUGAGCGCCCGCCGGGGCCCGCGCCUGCUGCGCGCGGCGCUCGCGCUCACACUCCAGCGCCUCCCGGCCCUUCCCGCGCGCGCAGAGGCUCGGGCCCUGGGCACCCCGACCCGGGCGGGCGCGAGUGGCCAGUCGGCGUCGGGGAGCAGCUCCGCGCCGCGCGCCGUGCGCCUCGGCUGCGCCUCCGCCUUCUGGGGAGACACUGCGGUCUCAGUUCCUCAGCUGCUGUAUGGAGAGACACUGGAUUAUUUGGUUUUUGAUUAUCUCUCAGAAAUAACUAUGUGCCUUCUAGCUGCUGCAAAAGAAAAAUCCCCUAACUUGGGCUAUAUUCCUGAUUUUGUCCAGACAGCCAUGGCUCCAUACAUAAAGGACAUUCACCGAAAAGGUGUGCGCGUGGUCGCCAAUGCCGGGGGCAUCAAUCCUAUCCAGUGUGCCGCUGCCCUCGACCAGGUAGCCAGGAAGGCUGGCGUUGACCUGAAAAUAGCUGUGGUCACUGGGGAUGACAUCAUGGCAGAGAAGGAGAAUCUGCAAAGAUCAGCUGUCACAGAUAUGGAGAGUGGGAAGAAAUUUCCAGAUACUAUUAAAAGCAUGAAUGCGUACCUGGGGGCAAGACCAAUCAGCCGUGCCCUGGGCCUCGGUGCUGACGUGGUUCUGACUGGCCGCUGCGUGGACAGUGCCCUGGUGCUGGGGCCGCUCAUUCAUGCUUUUGGUUGGAAAAGCGAUGACUUUGAUUUAUUAGCAGCUGGAAGCCUUGCUGGCCACCUCAUUGAAUGCGGUGCUCAGAGCACUGGUGGGAUCUUCACGGAUUGGCAUUUGGUGCCAGACUGGCACAACAUAGGAUUUCCUGUUCUGGAAUGUUUUCCUGAUGGACAGUUCAUCCUCUCCAAGCCUCCUGGCACAGGAGGAUUGGUAUCUUUUGGCACAGUGGCUGAACAGCUAUUGUAUGAAAUUGGGGACCCUCAGAAUUUCCUCUUACCUGAUGUAAACUGUGACUUUUCUCAAGUUACUAUUACUGAGAUUCCAGGUAUUGAAGGUGGAGCAGUGCGGGUUCAAGGAGCAAAGGGGUCUCUCCCUUCUUCCUUUUAUAAGGUAAGUUCUUGUUACCAUGAUGGUUUCAAAGCCACUGCUGUCUGUGUCCUGGGAGGGCCCAAAGCAACUGAAAAGGGAAGAAGAACAGCUGAAAGUAUUCUAAAAAGAACCCGUCUUAUGUUCAAAGAAGCUGGCUUGGAAGAUUAUAGUGAAGUUCAGGUUCAAAUUUUAGGAUCUGAAGAAACAUAUGGAGCACAAGCUAAAGCAAAUUUAAAUGAAGGUCCACGAGAAGUGGUCCUUUGGCUUUCAGUACAUCAUAGACAGAGGAAAGCAGUGGAACUUUUUUCUAAAGAAGUUGCACCAGCAGCGACUGGAAUGGCCCCUGGUCUGACAGCAGCAGUUGGAGGUCGUCCAAAAGUAUCUCCUGUUCUAAAACCAUUUUUCAUCUUAUAUCCGAAAAAGAAGGUUAAGAUUGAUAUCCACAUGAAUGGAGAACAUGUUGAAACCUUUCAUGAAGAUCUUACCUUCACAGCGGACACACUGGCCUCACCAGUCUUACCCAAGAUAGAAGAUGACCUAAAAGACCUGCCAGCGGGUUCCCUGACAUAUCGCCUAGAAGAUCUGGCCUACACGAGGAGCGGGGACAAAGGCAACUCCGCAAAUAUAGGUAUCAUAGCACGGCACCCUCUUUACUACCCAUACUUAAAAAAAUGCCUAACUGCUCAAGCUGUAGAAGAUUACUUCCAGCAUAUUCUGCAGAAAGAUCAACGGGCAGGGACCUCAGUAAUAAGAUAUGAAUUGCCAGGAACAUAUGCAUUGAACUUUGUUUUGAGAAAUUGCCUUGGUGGUGGAGGCACUGCCUCGCUGAGAAGUGACCCACAGGGUAAAGCACUAGGACAAAUGAUACUGGACUUCCAGAUAAAGAAUGUUCCUGAUUUAAAGUCAUUAAUAGGUGAAUAAGAGAGCUUUAACUUUGGAAAGAUUUACAGGUGCAAAGUUGAAUCCAGUAAAAAAUACUCACUAUAUACAGUAGAAAAUAUUCACUAUAAGUAAAUCUUUUAAAUGGGGCCACACAACUCACAAGUCUUUAUCUACCACUAGACAACAGUUUUGUUGUUGUUUUAAAUUGUAUCAAUUUUUAUGGCAGAGCAUUGGUUUAUAACUGUGAUUUUUAAUAUGUGUAUAGAACUGUAAACACCAAAGAGACAACAUGGGACAAAUAAGAACUCUAGUAGCUAUAUUCUGUAAGCAUUUGAAGAGAAUGUUGAUUUAUUUUUCUGUAAAGCAUAUUCCUUAAAAUCUUGAUAAACUGAUUUUUUAAAUAAUAUAUUAAAAUCAAGCUGGGCUAAUCUUGUCAUUUAUAUGAAGGAUAUGUUACUCUUCAUUUUAAAUGUCAUUUAAAUACUUUAGUACACAGAUUAAUUCAGGUUCAAAGAAACAGUUUUAUUACUUAUACAGUUAUAAUACAUUUAUAGUAUUCUCAUACUGAAUUUGGAAAAAUAGGAACUAUCAGAAUAUUUUUUCUUUCUCAGCUUGGAAAAUGAAUGAUACCAUCUCCUAAUAGUUGGAAUUCAAAUUAAGUUCAAGGUUUGCUAUAAAACUGUUUUUGCAUUUUUGUGCAGAAGACAUUUAGCCAAUGUCAAUUAACUAUAAAUACUUUCUGUUUCAUAGUAAAUUCUAUGAUUUUGUUGUGAUUUAAUAAAAAUGUGAUUAGAAUUAUACCAUAUUGCUCUGAUGAUCCUGAUUUUCCCUAAUAUGAUUCCCCAGUCAGCACCCACCUUACCCCUAAUUUAGAGAUUGACAUCGCUAAGAAGAGCUUAUUCUUGCUUAACAAUGAGGAGGGAAAAGGAUCAUGAUCCUGAAACAUGCCUGUAAAAUUUAUUAGAAAUAAAUGAUCUUAGUAGCAAUGGAAUUCAG